CCUUGUUGAAAGACUUACAGUGAAGAUGAGCGGAAGAGGCAAAGGAGGGAAAGGACUCGGUAAAGGAGGCGCUAAGCGUCACCGUAAAGUCCUCCGUGAUAACAUCCAGGGAAUCACCAAGCCCGCUAUCCGCCGUCUGGCUCGCCGCGGUGGAGUGAAGCGUAUCUCCGGUCUGAUCUACGAGGAGACCCGCGGAGUGCUGAAGGUGUUCCUGGAGAACGUGAUCCGUGAUGCCGUCACCUACACCGAGCACGCCAAGAGGAAGACGGUGACCGCCAUGGAUGUGGUGUAUGCCCUGAAGAGGCAGGGACGCACCCUCUACGGAUUCGGGGGUUAAACUCUGACUGGCAACCCAAAACCAAAGCCUGCAGCUGGUUCUAAGGAGUUUUGUCCAAUCAGAUGUCUGCUCUGUCUAUAUAAGAACAGAGGCCUCAUUUUGUAGUUUAAAGCACAUUGGAACGUUAUUAGAUAUUUAUUAGUCCCACAUUAGGGAAAAUGCGGGAUCACAGCAGCGGGUGCACAUUAGAGCAUUAAUAAAAGGCAAAUAAAACGGUAAAAAUAUUUGUAACAAUACUACAUACUAAUACUAAAUAUACAGAGGAAAAUAAUUACAUGCGCAAGGGGAAUUUUCAGCAGGUUAAAGUGUCCAGGAUAAAGUGCUGAGUGCCAAGAUCUCCAGCGAUCUACUGUGGUUUGUUGGUCAGCCUGACAGCAGAAAGGAAGGACUUGUGGUUCCUCAGACACUGGGGAUGAAUCAGCCGGUGGUUGAAGGAGCUGUGCACAGCUGCUAGUAUCAUGCAUAGGGUGGGAGGUGUGGUUAAUCAGGGACGAGAGCGUUGCCAUCAUCCACGCGUCCCCCAGUACCUCCACAGUAUCCAGAGGACACCCCAGCAUGCUGCUGACCUUCAUCAGCUUGUUCAGCCUCUUCCUGUCAGCCGCUGCCAUGCUGCUGCACCAGAAGACCACUCCAUAAAAGAUGGCUUAUGCCACCACAGAGUCAAAGAAGGUCUUCAGGAGUGCUCCCUGCACUCAAAGACCUCAGUCUGCUCUGUCCCUUUUUAUAAAGCGCAUGUGCGUGGUCAGGUGAACACCCAGGUAUAAGAUUGUACAAUCUCAAUGUCCAGUCCCUGGAUGCUCACUGGUACCGGAGGAGUGCCUUUACCACGGCGGAAGUCCACCACCAGCUCCUUGGUCUUACUGGAGUUGAUGUGGAGGUGGUUCCGCUGGCACCACACCAUUCCAAACAGUCCUGGUUCAGUUCUCUGUAUUCCCCGUCAUCGUUGACUUUUGGUGAAGAGGAAUGGAGCCAAAACCGUUCCUUGUGGAGCCCCUGUGCUGCAGAAGACCCGGUUUGACUCGCAUCCCUGUAUCCUCACAUACUGUGGACGGUUGGUUAGGUAGUUCAGGAUCCAUGCAGUGAGGUGGUGGUCCACCCCAGUCUGGAACAGCUUGUCCCUCAGAAGCAAAAGGCUGGAUGGUGUUGAAGGCACUGGAGAAGAACAUGACUCUCACAGUGCUUCCAGCCUUUUCCAGGUGAAAAGCAUCGCUGAAGCAGGAAGAUGACGGCGUCAUCCUCCCCGAUGCCAGGUUGGUAAGCGAACUGAAGUGGGUCCAAAAUGUCACUUAAAAACACAUUUAUUAAAAAUCUUUAAUUAGCCUGUGACACUAGUUAUUUGUACUAGUUUCUCACAAUAAUCAUCUGGUUUUGUUUUGCUGUUCUAUUUUGUCUUCAAAGUUCCUUGAGUACCAUUUAUGGCGCUAUGCAAAUAAAAUGUGAUGUUAUCCUCUUUGAAGAAUGUCAA
Pseudoliparis swirei is the source of this 1802-nucleotide messenger RNA. Its product is annotated as histone H4. The transcript is spliced from 2 exons. Gene Ontology annotation, molecular function: structural constituent of chromatin; DNA binding; protein heterodimerization activity. The record is from RefSeq and is a predicted model, not a curated record. Lineage: Eukaryota; Metazoa; Chordata; Actinopteri; Perciformes; Liparidae. Gene Ontology annotation, biological process: nucleosome assembly. Bases 26 to 337 code for a protein of 103 amino acids. Gene Ontology annotation, cellular component: nucleosome.